ACCGGAGCCAAGAUGCAGAUCUUCGUGAAGACGCUGACGGGUAAAACCAUCACCCUCGAGGUGGAGCCCAACGACACGAUCGAGAACGUGAAGGCCAAGAUCCAGGACAAGGAAGGGAUCCCCCCCGACCAGCAGCGGCUGAUCUUCGCGGGCAAGCAGCUGGAGGAUGGCCGCACGCUCGCCGACUACAACAUCCAGAAAGAGUCCACCCUGCACCUGGUGCUGCGCCUGCGCGGGGGCAUCAUCGAGCCGUCCCUCCGGCAGCUCGCCCAGAAGUACAACUGCGACAAAAUGAUCUGCCGCAAGUGCUACGCUCGCCUCCAUCCCCGCGCCGUCAACUGCCGCAAGAAGAAGUGCGGCCACACCAACAACCUGCGCCCCAAGAAGAAGGUCAAGUAGAGGCCCUGGGGCUCUGCCCCGCGCGGCCGCGGCGCUGUGCCAAUAAAAGAUCUGAGUGUUCACGCCUUG
Oxyura jamaicensis (ruddy duck) is the source of this 468-nucleotide messenger RNA. Its product is annotated as ubiquitin-60S ribosomal protein L40. The coding region runs from base 13 to 399 and encodes 128 amino acids. The record is from RefSeq and is a predicted model, not a curated record. Lineage: Eukaryota; Metazoa; Chordata; Aves; Anseriformes; Anatidae. Gene Ontology annotation, molecular function: structural constituent of ribosome; ubiquitin protein ligase binding; protein tag activity. Gene Ontology annotation, cellular component: nucleus; cytoplasm; ribosome. Gene Ontology annotation, biological process: modification-dependent protein catabolic process; protein ubiquitination; translation. The transcript is spliced from 4 exons.